CCUUUCAUACAAGCUCAAGGAAAAAUUACAUUGGUUUCAAAGACCUAAGUAAAAUUCAGAAACAGCAACAUGAAUCUAAAAUAGUUGAACUCACAACUCACUUUCUGGUUUACAGAAUCUAAUUGCCCUAUUGAACAGGGAUUCCUCCUCUCUUUCUCCAUCCUAGAAAAUUAAAGUCUGCACAAUUUCUUUUUAUUUGGGUGUUGGUAAAAUAUUUGCUAUUGUUGUGUUUCUUUAAGUCAUUUCUGACCUAGGUGGCCUAGGGUGAGUUCACCACAGAGUUUUCUUAGUAAGAUUUGUUCAGAGGGGUUUUCCAUUGCCCUCCCCUGAAGGCAUUUCCAUUGCCCUCCCCUGAGUGUGACUGGCCAAUGGGUUUCCAUGACCAAGCAGAGAUUUCAGCCUUGGUCUCCAGAGUUGUAGUCUAACACUCAAUGUCACACAUUAUAGGACAAUAAGAUUCAUUUUCCUUGCCAGUCUUGUCAGAAAUACACCAAUUUUAUUUUUAAAUCAAUGCAGGGUAGUCCAUGGGCUUCAGAUGUUGCCUUUAAUGUAGAAAUACUCAUACAAACAGAAAUGUGACUACCAGAAAAGCAUGUUCCUAUUGUUGGAGUCAUGCUGGCUGGGGGAUUUUUGGAGCCACAGCCCAAAAAUGUCACUUUCCCACACUGCAACAACUUGUGGGCAAACAGGCUGCAGUUUUUGUUCUGCCAUGGAGUGACCUUGAAUGUAAGUAUUGGCUGUCUUUGUUCAUUAGUCCCAACUUUUUAUUUUUUACUAGCUUAUGCUACUUGGAAAACGAUUGCCUUAUAAAAGCUGUUCUUUGAAAUUAUCAAACUGAGGAAAACACUUGCUGCUGAAGUCAAAGAAGACUAAAAAUAGAUGGGCUGUAAUUUGCAGUUUGCUCUGCACAUUUUUUUUUUUUUUUGAUCUGGGAAACGGCGACAAAUUUCAAGAGGGGCUACAUUUUGUGAUAUUUAUAAGAAAACCCUUGAAAAAGCCUUUACUGAAGCACAGAAAUUGUUGCUCCUUGAUGCUGUACUUAUGAGCUCCUGAAUGUGGUGAUAGAACUGAUAACCAGUCUGUCUAAUCCAGAGUGAUAUUGUGGUUUCUUCAAUUGCUGAUAGUUAACACAACACUUUGGAUUCUGCAGUUCUACCUUUUGGGUAGCUAUCACAGGCACACACUCUCCAGCACCACACAUACACACUCAUAUCCUCACUACAGUGUACACAAUGGCCAUUAUGCAAUCUAUUCUUGGCCCGGUUAGUCACUUGGCAGCCAGCUGCAACGGGAAAGCACGCGUGAUUCUGUUUUGCUCAGAAAACCUUGCGUCCACCUUUCAGGGACUUCUCUCCUCCCCUUCCUCCCUCCCCCUGUGCUCCACAUCGCCCAAAGACUGAUGCAAGUGCUAAACAUUUGCAGUUUGAGCAGAUGCUUAUUAAGACACUCGCUUCUAUGUACAUGUUUACAUAGUAAACCUAUCCCUCUGGCAAACAUUAUUCCAUGGGGACUGGUUUUCUGCUGGUUUUUUUUUAGGCCCGCACAAGCAGCCCCCACAGAAGAACAGUGUGACUAAGAGAGAGAUAGGACUAAGCAGCAAAAUGGAUGCAUCUUCCCUCCAGCACUCCACAGAAAGGACUUCAACACAAUGAAGUCUGGGGAAAGGACAGUCUUUCGACCUGAAAUCCUGGACAUGUCAGUAAGGACAAGUGCUGCAUAUAUCCAUUUUCUAGUGCUGCAUAUAUCCAUCUCAAUGUUCAAGGAUGGGUUCUUCCUUUCUGAGCUCUAAGGAAACACACUGGUGCAUUGAGAAGCUUAGGAUACUUCAACAAAGCCAAGUUUGUACAGAAGACACACCAAUUCACUGAACUAUGGUUCAAAGAAAGCAUCUGGAGUGCAAAAGAUGAACCUGCUUGAGGCAGUAAAAUCAGGGUUUUUGGUAUGCAUCAUGGGAUGUAUCCUCAUAUUUGGGUUUCUUUAUGUAAGGGAUGCCAUAUCCAAAGAAGAGCAAGAUGAAUUCUCUGAAUUACCAGAAUGUGGCUCUUACCCAGAUGAGCUUUGCUCAGCCCUCUUUGAUGGGAAAGGUGCUGCUUCUCAAGUUGGCCGUUUAUGCGAGCAACACCAUCACAGACAAAAAAUGCUUACUUGCAUACAAACCCCUUGCAAUUGCUCAACACUCCAGAAGAAACUCCACUUCAUUACAAGUCCACUAUCAGAAGAAGAAAAAAAUUUCUCCCUGGCAUACAUCAUCACCAUUCACAAGGAGUUGGAUAUGUUUAUAAAGUUAAUUAGAGCCAUUUAUCUGCCUCAGAAUAUUUACUGUAUACACAUUGAUGAGAAGUCACCAAAGGAUUACAAAUUGGCUGUGGAAACUCUGGUUAACUGCUUUGAAAACAUUUUUAUUGUUUCAAAGACAGAAACUGUGGUUUAUGCAGGAUUUUCCAGACUGCAAGCAGAUAUCAACUGUAUGAAGGACUUGAUUCAUUCAAAAUAUCAGUGGAACUAUGUCAUUAAUUUAUGUGGACAGGAUUAUCCCAUCAAAACCAACAAAGAAAUUAUACAAUACAUUAAAAGCAAAUGGAAUGGUAAAAAUAUGACCCCAGGAAUUGUUCAACCACCCCACAUGAAACACCGAACACAUGUGAGUUAUAAAGAAUAUGCACAUUCAGGAAAAUCUUAUGUUUACCCAACGAAGCAAAUUAAAAGCGACCCACCACACAAUUUGACUAUAUAUUUUGGGGGUGCCUACUAUGUACUCACAAGAAAAUUUGUAGAGUUUACACUGACUGAUAUACGUGCAAAAGAUUUGCUAGAAUGGUCAAGGGACACCUACAGCCCAGAUGAGCAUUACUGGGUCACCCUGAACCGCUUACCAGAUGCUCCAGGUGCUACACCAGAUUUAACAUGGGAAGGAAACAUACGAGCUAUCAAGUGGCGAGACCAAGAAGGGAAAAUGCAUGAUGGCUGCAAAGGUCUUUAUGUCAGAGACAUUUGUGUGUAUGGUCUUGGAGACUUAAAAUGGAUUGCUGAAUCUCCUCAUCUGUUUGCCAACAAAUUUGAAACAGCAGCCUCUCCACUUGUUAUGGAAUGCCUAGAGAGGCAUUUCAGGCAGAAAGUACUCCAGCAGGCAGAAGUCCCAUUAGAAGAACAGUGGCGUCUGGAAGGACAUGAAAGCGAACAUUCAUGACCAAUAUUUGGAAGAUAAAGCAAAAUAAAAGGAAGUUUUGGGCUGUGUUUUUUAAUGCUGUAAAUUCCAAAGAACAUAAAGUUGUGGAAUCUGGACAAUACAGUAUCAUACUGUCUGUCUAACAACAAUGAAAAAAUGAAUCUCUUAAUAAAAUAAGGAAUUUGUGUGGACUGAAUCGAUAACAUUCCCAAUACUGACUUCUCUAAAGCUAACCCCCUCUCAAAGAUUCCAAAAGGAAUAUGUGGCUGACCAGCCUGUUAACUAAUUAAUAAGUAUUGCUCCUUUGAUUAUUGUAGGUUUAACAGUAUAUUUAAAAACAGAAGUACUUUUAGCAUUCACAUGUGUACAUAUUCUUAAAGAAGUGCUUUUAAAAAUCACAGGGAGAAGAAAUCACAUAUGAGAAGGAAUGCAUCUUCUCAUAUAAAUCUUGCUCUAACAAACAGAUGCACCAUUUAAAACCACAUGGUAGACGUUGCCAGCAUUUAAAAUAGACUGGGAUAUGGAAAUUGCUAUCCCCCAGUUGUAGUUGGGCUGCAACUCGAAUCAGUUCUCGGCAGCAUAACUAAUGGCAAAGAACGUUCAAAGCUGCAGUCCAGCAACUUCAGGUGAGAAGCCACACUUUUCUCACCCUGGGAAAGACAGACCCCUUUGGGGUCUCAAGUCCGUUCCCCAUCUGCCUUGGACCUCCUUUCAGCAUGCGGAAGCAGCGCCCCGCAUCACCAGACUGAGAGAAGGGCCAAGGCAGAAACAUGUGGUUGGCAAGAGCUCUCCUGAGCUCUUGCCAGCCAUGCAUCUUCUUCUCCUUCUCCCCUCUUGGGAACACAGUGGGCCACCAUCUCCCCAGGCAGAGAAGUGUGCGGAGGGAUAGAGAGACAGCUGCUGGAGAGAACUCUGACAUUGGCCUGUCUCCUCUCUUCCUCUUCCUCUUCUCUGCCUGGAAAAGCAUUGGGCCGCACUGGAGAAGAGUGCGGAGGGAAAGACAGGUCAUUGCCAGAGAGAUCUGCAGCAACAACCUGUCCCUCUUCCCACCUUUCUUCUCCUCAGAAAGCAGUGUGUUUUUGUCUCUUCUCUGUGCUCCAGGAAGGCGGGCUGAUGCCCUCCUGGGCCCCAGAGAACCGCUGGGGAGAAAAACAUGGCACUGCCAAGCGUGCUUGACAGUGGCAUGUUUCUCUCCCUUCUUUGAGCCCCAGGAAGGCAGACCACUGCCCUCCUGGGGAGAGAAACAUCCCCUUGCCAAGAGGCAGCAGCCUGUUUGUCUCCCUGGAGACAGACCCGCCCUUUACCUUUCCUGGCCCAUGACUCAAUCCCUUUUGCCCUUACCCACACUCCCUCCUCGCCCAACUCUUGCAGCCGGGCCCAAAAUGUUUGCCCAUGCCUGACCUAGAGAGAUCAUUUCCCUAGGCAUGUGAAAGUCCUCCACCAUGACUCUAUGGUCAACUUCUGAUGGUGGCUGAGCACGUGGGGCUGCCCAUGAAGACGGUCCGGAAACACCAACUUGUUCAAAGGUAGGCAGCCAGGUUUCUAACUGCAGCUGGUUAUAGGGAGCAUACAACGCCCCUAUUAAAGCAGCUCCACUGGCUGCCGAUAAACUGCUGUGCCCAAUUCAAGGUUCCGGUAUUGACCUAUAAAGCCCUAUACGGGCCCUGCCUAUUUCUGUGAUCGCAUCUCCCCCUAUGAACCGGCGCGGGCCCUUAGAUCAUCCGGGGAGGCCCUCUUCUUGCUCCCAUCUUCGUCCGAAGCGCGGCUGGUGGGGACGAGGGAGCAGACCUCCUCAGUAGUGGCCCCCCAGCUCUGGAAUCUCCUGCCAAAGGAGAUUAGGCAAGUCCCUACUCCGUCCUCCUUUCGCAAGGAGUUGAAAACCUGGUGGUUUCAGCGGGUCUUUGAAUAAUUUUCUCUGGUGUACCGCUGACCCCUGGCCCGUAAACAUGGUGUACAAGGAUCAUCUAUCCCUAUUAACAGUCCAUGUCAACCCAUCUGAUUAUGUAUUCUUGUUCAUUCUGGUUGUUGUGAUUGUUUCUUAUGGUCUUCACUGUUUUACUAGUUGUAUAGAUCUUUAAUUUUUUUAGAUAAUGUGUUUAUUGUGUUGCUUAUAAUGUAUGUUGCUGUUUUUAUGCUUGUAAACCGCCCUGAGUCCCUUCGGGGAGAGAGGGCGGUAUAUAAAUAAAGUUUUACUUGCUUACUUA
Molecule: messenger RNA, 5370 nt
Organism: Anolis carolinensis (green anole)
Lineage: Eukaryota; Metazoa; Chordata; Lepidosauria; Squamata; Anolidae
Product: beta-1,3-galactosyl-O-glycosyl-glycoprotein beta-1,6-N-acetylglucosaminyltransferase 7
Exons: 5
Coding region: 1904-3187 (427 amino acids)
Cellular component (GO): membrane
Molecular function (GO): acetylglucosaminyltransferase activity
Source: RefSeq, a predicted model, not a curated record